AUGUUACUUAUUUGUAUAGAUGUUGUGUAUGGAUAUUGCCUGAAUGUUAACAUAGAUAUCAUCGUUAUUAGUUAUUAUAAUUGCAGGGUAUUAAACACGUCAUCUAUGGUUGAUAAGGACUUGAUGAAAAGUGUGUGUAAUUCUGUUCAAUACAUAGAAGGUGUAAGAUCAUUCAUAGAGUUUGUUCAUAAAAAUGGUGGUGGCAGAACGAUGUUCUCCUGUCCUUGUAACAGUUGUAAGAAUGGUAAAGGACCUAUGUCUCUAAGUAAAAUUGAUUAUCAUUUUCUCAAGAAUGGUAUUCAGUUGACCUAUACAACGUGGCGUUUCCAUGGGGAAAAGUCACAUGAUAAACCCAGAAGUGAUAAUGUAGGAGUUGCAGUUGACAACAGAGGAAUUGGAGUUGACAAUCUAGGAAAUUCAGCUGACAAUGGAGAUGAUUUUUCCGAGAACAUUAAUCCUGCUUGUAGUGUAGAUGAGAAUGUUGGCGUACAUAGUAGGGUUCACAAUGAUGAUGGAACUAGUAGUAGCAAGAAAAAAAUAGAUUUUUAUGAGCGUGCUAGAGAACCUUUAUAUCCUUCAUGUCAUAAGGAAAAUACACCAUUGUAUGCCGCUAUUAAACUAAAUAACAUAAAUACCCAAUAUGGAUUUUAUAACAACGGUGUCACUGCACUCUUAAAAUUGUUUAAGGAGUUGCUUCCUGAUGGAAAUACACUGCCGUACAAGUUCCAUGAUGUAAAAAAGUUGAUACAAGAACUAGGGAUGGACUACUUAACCUAUGAUGCAUGUGUCAAUGAUUGUAGUUUAUACUGGAAGGAUCAUGCAUCAUUGGUUAAGUGUCUUAUGUGUCAAGAACCUAGGUAUGAUAAGGUAUUUAAUGACGAGAGAAAUCUUACUCAAGUUUCUCGCAAGACGUUAAUUAAGACAUUUUCCAUUGAUAAACUGCAAAGGUUCUAUAGUAUACCAUGGAUAGAAGAGGCAAUGUAUUGGAAUUCCAUAGCACAAUCAGAUGGAAAUGUUAUGCGUCAUCCAGUUGAUUCUUCAGCCUGA
Molecule: messenger RNA, 1047 nt
Organism: Papaver somniferum (opium poppy)
Lineage: Eukaryota; Viridiplantae; Streptophyta; Magnoliopsida; Ranunculales; Papaveraceae
Exons: 1
Coding region: 1-1047 (348 amino acids)
Source: RefSeq, a predicted model, not a curated record